GUCUGAAUUUUGAAACAGAAUGGCGGUGUUGCUAGAAACAACAUUAGGAGACAUCGUAGUGGAUUUAUACACCGAGGAAAGACCCAAAGCCUGCUUGAACUUCUUGAAGCUGUGUAAAAUCAAGUACUACAACUACUGCCUCAUUCACAAUGUCCAGAGAGAUUUUAUCGUCCAGACUGGAGACCCUACAGGCUCUGGCCGAGGAGGAGAGUCCGUGUUCUGUAAGCUGUACAGGGAUCAGGCGCGCUUCUUCGAUGCUGAGAAGGUUCCACGGAUCAAGCACAAGAAGAAGGGCACCGUCUCCAUGGUGAACAAUGGCAAUGAGCAGCACGGUUCUCAGGUUAUAUAUAUAUAUAUAUAUAUAUAUAUAUAAUUAUAUAAUAUUUAUAUACACAUUAGUUUAUUUUAUGAAGUUAACACAUGCAUGUCUUGUGAUAUUGAUUGAUUUUCUUCUUUGAUAAACAUAAUUGCUUUAGUUUUUGUGUUUUAUAUGUUAAUACGCUCGUCAUCGUUAACGACUUAAUUUUAAAAUAAAUAAAUGAACAUAAUGUAUUGUGUUACUGUGUUUGUAAUUCUUUAUAUUAUCUGUCUACUGACUGCAUCCUUUACAGCAAUACGUCAACUGCAUGAUAUUAUUAAAUGAUUACGUUUUUCCUCAAAUGUUUUUCCAGUGAAGGUUUUAUUUUAUUCUGUUUUUUAUUAUUAUUCACGAACCAGGUUUAAUAAUGUCCUUAACAAGAGACGACUAUAGCUACCGGUUUAGCAUUACACAGACAGCAUGUCUAUAUCAUGACACGUUCCGCUCAAAAACAUUGUUUGUGUCAGUAAUACAGUUUCACAAAAUGCAGAGUAAAUUCUAUUAUAGACAUUAAAU
Molecule: messenger RNA, 874 nt
Organism: Ictalurus furcatus (blue catfish)
Lineage: Eukaryota; Metazoa; Chordata; Actinopteri; Siluriformes; Ictaluridae
Product: peptidyl-prolyl cis-trans isomerase-like 4
Exons: 4
Coding region: 20-373 (117 amino acids)
Biological process (GO): protein peptidyl-prolyl isomerization
Cellular component (GO): nucleus
Molecular function (GO): peptidyl-prolyl cis-trans isomerase activity
Source: RefSeq, a predicted model, not a curated record